Messenger RNA from Manis javanica (Malayan pangolin), 989 nucleotides. Its product is annotated as cathepsin G-like. The record is from RefSeq and is a predicted model, not a curated record. Gene Ontology annotation, biological process: proteolysis. Gene Ontology annotation, cellular component: cytoplasm; intracellular membrane-bounded organelle. NCBI's taxonomy places the organism in Eukaryota, Metazoa, Chordata, Mammalia, Pholidota, Manidae. Gene Ontology annotation, molecular function: serine-type endopeptidase activity.
UCUGGCAGGAAGGAGCAACAGCUGCAGCAGACUGGGCAGCCUUCCUGGGAAGAUGCAGCUGCUCCUGCUCCUGGCAGCCUUCCUCCUACCCCCUGGGGCUGGGGCAGGGGAGAUCAUCGGAGGCCAGGAGGCCAGGCCCCAUUCCCGCCCAUACAUGGCGUAUCUUCUGAUCCAGUCUCCAGAGGGCCUGAGCAGCUGUGGGGGGUCUCUGGUGCGAGAAGACUUUGUGCUGACGGCAGCUCACUGCUGGGGAAGAUCCAUAAUGGUCGUCCUGGGGGCCCACAAUAUCAGGAGGGUGGAAAGUACCCAGCAAUAUAUACCUGUGCUCAGAGCCAUCCGCCACCCUGAAUAUGAUCAGCAGAACAUCCGGAAUGACAUCAUGUUGUUGCAGCUGCGGUCUAGAAUCAGACAGAAUCAAGCCGUGAGGACUGUGGCCCUGCCUCAGACCCAAGCCAGGCUGGGUCCUAGGGCCUCAUGCACCGUGACAGGCUGGGGCCUGGUGGGCCCGAACAGGCAGACAGACACACUCCAGUACGUAGAGCUGACCGUGCAGAGGGAUGAGGUGUGCAGCAACCGCUUCAUGUCCUACACCGGCCAAACACAGAUCUGUGUGGGGGACAGAAGGGAGAGGAAGUCUGCUUUCCUGGGGGACUCCGGAGGCCCCUUGGUGUGUGACAGUGUGAUCCGUGGUGUUGUCUCCUAUGGAGAUAUCUUGGGUACCCCUCCAGCAGUCUUCACUAGGGUGUUAAGCUUCAUGCCCUGGAUAAAGAGAACGAUGAGGCGCUUCAAACAGCAAGGCCAGACUAAGACCACCCUGUAAUUAACUUCACCAGCUCCAAGGGGGUUUCCAGAGCCUUAAUAAACAUUUGUGCCUAGAGAGGAAAUAACCAGUUUCUCAUUUGUUCAUUAAGUAUCAUUUAGUACACAACAAAUGUGUGCCAAGACAGAGGCUGAGCUCUUCCAGGAGAAUGGGGUCCCUUCCCCAGGAC